Messenger RNA from Anneissia japonica, 3087 nucleotides. Its product is annotated as WD repeat and FYVE domain-containing protein 2-like. Gene Ontology annotation, molecular function: metal ion binding; protein binding. Lineage: Eukaryota; Metazoa; Echinodermata; Crinoidea; Comatulida; Comatulidae. The coding region runs from base 145 to 1347 and encodes 400 amino acids. The transcript has 11 exons. The record is from RefSeq and is a predicted model, not a curated record.
UUUGUUUAGGUAUCGUCAUCGUCACUUUAUAAAAUUUCAUUUCUCACACUGUAGAUUCGUACGGACUAAGCCGCUACAACAGUGAGUUGAUUGGAGUACAGGAAGAAGACAAGAAUUUCGAAUGUUAGGCCUGUGAAAUAAAUCAUGGCUGCAGAAAUUAGAACGAAAACAAAAACUCGGCGACCAGUUUUACUUAAUAAACUUGAAGGAUGUGGAGCCGUUGUGACAAAAGCAGUGAUUAUUCCUAAAGAAGAUGGCGUUAUUAGCGUAUCGGAAGACAGAACGUUGCGUGUUUGGUUGAAAAGAGACUCAGGACAGUAUUGGCCAAGUAUUUGUCACACAAUGCCUUCAAGUUGCUCCACAAUGGAUUUUAACAAAGAAACACUGAAGCUCUUUGUAGGAUUAGAUAAUGGCACCAUUUCAGAAUUCUCACUCUCUGAUGACUACAACAGACUCAUCUUCCGAAGAGAUUACUUAGCUCAUCAAAGUCGUGUGACAGCAGUGGUCUUUUCCGUGACCUCAGAACUCGUUCUAAGUGUUGGUAGAGAUAAGUACUUGCAGUGGCAUUGUGCAGAGUCUGGACGAAGACUAGGAGGGUAUCAAUUUGGAGCCUGGUGCACAUCACUGGAAUUUGAUUCAGACUCUAGACAUGCAUUUGUUGGUGACUAUUCUGGCAAUAUAACAGUCAUUAAAGUUGAGGACAAUGACCACCAGGUCAUCACAACUCUUAAAGGUCAUUCCGGGAGUAUACGCUCUUUAUCAUGGGAUCCUCAGAGACGACUUCUGUUCUCCGGUAGCUUUGACCAGUCCAUCAUUGUGUGGGACAUUGGGGGUAAUCAAGGUACUGCUUAUGAACUACAAGGACACACUGGAAAGGUUGAAGGUUUGUGCUACUCACGCCGCAGUAAUCAACUACUAUCAAGUGGAGAUGAUCAACGAAUUGUCGUCUGGAAUAUGGAGGCUAAAAGGCAAGAGACACCCGAAUGGGUAGAGAAUGACAUUUGUGAGAAGUGUGCUCAACCGUUUUUCUGGAAUUUUAAGGAAAUGUGGAAUAAGAAGGAACUUGGUGUAAGACAGCAUCAUUGUAGAAAAUGUGGAAAAGCAAUUUGCGAUAAGUGCAGUUCAGAUCGGUCCACUUUACCGAUUCUGGGAUUUGAAUUUGAAGUGCGGGUUUGCCGUGAUUGUUACAGCGAAAUCACAGAAGAAGAUCGAGCUCCACUUGCAAGCUUCCAUGAUGCCAAACAUUCAGUAAUAUCCAUGCACCUAGAUGAUGUCAAAGGUCAAAUGGUUACCUGUGGAACAGAUAGAGUAAUAAAGCUUUGGGAUGUAUCAUCAGUAAUUGCAUGAGAUCAAGAUGAUUUUAACCUUUUGCUUUCUCACCAUUAAUCCCUCGUCAUCAAGAUCAUGUCUUGUAUGUCCUUAUGAGCCACGUGACCCAUUUCACAACGGAUGGUUUUCUGGCCAAGAUUUGUGGAUGAAAAUUCUGAUCCAAAUUGUAUGCAUUGUGUAGAUCCAUCCAGAAGUCAAAAAAAUGAUUGAUUGCCAAGCGACGGACUGAUUGACAGCUCCAAGUGUAACCAAGUAAAUGUCUAAAAUAUAUUGAUUAUAGAUUUCUAAAUAUAAAAUCCCAAGUGUGUAAAUUAAGACAUUACUUUAUCCAAAGGUUAAAUUGUAAGUAAUAAACUCAUUCAUAAAUCUAACAUAGAAAUAGUGAUGUACUAGAAGAAGGCUAUUUAGAAGUGGAUAAUAAGGAUAUAUGCCUGUUGCCUCACUGUGUUUCCAUUUGUUUCGUACCAGAGUUGAAUGUAAUGUGUAAAUUCUGUAUAAUUCCUGUUUAAUAAUGAGUAAAAUGGAAUAUUUUAUUGAAAUAAUGUUGAAUUGAAUUCAUAUGUUCAUUAAAGGAGUACAAAACAGGAUUUUAGUGAAUUAAUUUGAACAACCAAAAAAAAAAAAAACAAAGAUUCAAUUUUCAGAUGGUCAUCAUGAAAUUGUGAAUAUUCAUUGUCAUGUGAUGUAUAUGGAUUGAUGUAAUUGGUGGAGCUUAGACCCAUUAAUGCAAACCACUGUUCCAUAUGAGGUAUAUAUAUAUAUUUUAAGCCUUAAAUGUUUGUACUAUUUUUAUUGAACAAGUUUGUAAAAUUCUUUAUGUUAUGAAAAUGAUUUUAUCAGGAUUGUGUUGAUAAACAAACAGUUUCCCACUAGGAUAAGAAAAUACUAUAAAUUUUGAUUUAAUAAAGUUAAAUUUUAUAUUUUAAUUGCUUACUUUGUAUAUUUAAUUAAGUUAGUUUCGUUUGAAAAUUAGAACGAUAAUAUACUUGGCAGUUAAUAGAUUCAUAUUAAUUCCUUUCAAAGAUCCUAAAAUUGGUUGGUAAUCAAUUUUAUGGAUUUUGGAAGUCUGUAGAAGCCAGUUCAUCACUGCACCCGAUGGUUGAUGCAAUUCAAUGGAUACGCAACAUGCUCGCCACCUAUAGAUUUUAAUGACAAUUCGUUCAGAUAGCCACUGACUAUCAACUGACAGCAUCGCGUUGUCUAAUGCUGACAGGACUUGAUACUUUUAAUUGGCCAAUUAAAUGUCUUGUACCAAAUUCACAUGAGAAAAAAUGUAAUACAACAUCCCGUGUUAAGGCAAAUUUAGCAUGCAUCUUCUGCUACAGUGCGUCCGUGUUAAUGCGCAUUCGUGUAAGAUUAGCACGCUUUCAUGCAAUAUUCAAAACCAGCCAUUCAUAAACAAUGCAAAGGAAAGAAAAAAUUGUUAAGGCUGGUUUUACUGUUUCAGAUUUAAGUCAGUGCUGUUUCACUGGGUGCAAGGAAUUGUAAAGCAAUUUGUAAAUUUUUAAAGAUGAUGAUAUAUAAUGUUGUUUACAACAGUCAUAAUUUCUUGCGUGAAUUUUCAACCAAAUAUAAAUCAAAUCUUAUUUCACUCAUAUUUCCUCAUCAUUUUGAAGCACAUUCACUAAUUUUUUUACAUUAUUUUAUACAAUAUUAUAUUAUGCUAAUUAUAAUCAGAGUAUCUAUUAUAAUUCUAUGAUUUUUGUAUUAUGAACAUCAUAACCAUAUGUAUAAGAAUUAAAUUUGGUAACCAAUUUA